CCUAGGAUACAGAGGUAUUUUUGGGAUGUCGUACCUAAGUUGAUCGUAAAAAUGCAUGGCUCAACUCUAUAUUGACUUCAUCCGUAAGUUGCAGCUGUGGGUUUUGUUGAAGGACAACAUCUGGAUACUACUUGCUCGGGAAGAUAUUUUAUCACACAUCUACCAUGAAACAAACGGAUACAUAUGAUAUUCGGAGCGUUCAAAAUGAAUUAUUUCCACUUCACAAAAAUCCUGAGGAUGAUGCAGAAGACACCAAAGAGGAGAAAGUUGAGGAAGAUAUACGUGUCAGCAACGAUGCCUUGGACAGCACUAAACCAUUUUUACAAGAACUCAGAAACAGCAAAGACAUCCGAUUCAAAGUCCUUCUGAGUAUAUGUGUAUCCAUGGCAUUCAACAUAUUGGGAUGGACGAAAGGACAACUAGGACCAGCAUUUGUCGAUCUUUUGCUUAUUUCCGGAUGUGACGUAGAAAAGGGGUCCUUUUUCAUGACGGCAUACUUUACCGGUCGUGUGAUUGGUCCAAUAUUAGCUGGAAUUUUAUCAAUGAAAAUAAACCGAUACAUGUUAUUGGUAUUUUCUUUAUUGGCAAAUACUUCGACGGUUGUUUCUAUUCCAUGGUGCUUUAACUUUCACUUGAUGAUGGCAGCACACCUUCUUCACGGGAUGUCCGGCGGGGUACUUUUGGUUGUGGUCACCAAGGAGGCAGUCUCGAUUUGGGGACCAACAACCAGAGGGCGCUCUUAUCUUCAAAUAAUAAACGCAAUUUUCUCCGUUUCUGCAUUCCUUGCUCCUAUGGCCACCGCGCCGUUUCUAGUUCAAACGAACGAAGAUAGCAGCCAAGUUAAGGAUGUACACAACAAUUUAACUACCGCCUUUUGGUGAUACGAUUCCAACGUCAAUCCUCGGUUUGGGGAAAUAUGUCUGGAAACGACAUGAAUGUUACUCUUCCACUACCGGAAUCGAGGCUGUACAUUGCAUACACGAUCUCUGGAGGACUUGCCGUUUUAGCAGCCUUCCCUUUCAUGGUUAUAUUCAAAACGUCUACCGUUGAUACAACACAUUCAGUGAGUGAAACCAAAAUGAACUUCAUCGGUAAUCUUCCAAAAUUCGUCAAAUACCUUCAAUUUUUCAACAUUGGAGUGUACUCAGGUGUUGUGACAGCAGUUGAUUUCAUUUUCAGUGGAUACUUAACAGUUUUUUGCGUUCAGUAUCUUCACUGGUCAAAGACAUCAGGCUCAUUAUUGACAUCUACAUACUUUUUCGCUAAAUUUAUAGCUAGAUGUUUUGGAGUGUUCCUUGUUCGUUUUAUGCAAUCCCAGACAAUUCUACUGACCUUCGUGCUAUUGUUUUCACUCGGUUUUGUCGGAAUGUUGAUCAGUGCUUAUUUAAAUUUAGAAAUAGGUUUAUGGAUAUCUACAUUUUUAAUUGGCUUCACAGCCGGUGUCGUAUGGCCGACAUUCAUUAGUUGGACAAACGAGUACUUCAUCACCAUGAAUGCCAGAGUAUCAGCUUACAUAAUGUCUACAGCGUUCAUUACUCUCCUCGUCAGUCCGGUUUUGUGCGGAUAUUUGAUGGAGGAGAUUUCGAUGGUUUGGUUUCUAUGGUUAUGUAUGUGUAAAUCCUUAGUGAGUGUUGUUAACGUUUUGUUUAUAUUUUUCUACACGCGUGCAGUCAAAAAAGACAAACACUGAAAAGUAAUGUUUUUAGUAUUGGGUGUAGUGUUGAUUUAAAAUGUGACACGAUUCAUAAUACAAUACAAUAUUUCUGAAAUCCAAUAUUGACUAUUAUGAAAUCUAUUGAAUUAUGGAGCACCUAAGCAACCAACUAUUGUUUACUAUGUCGGCGUCGGCAGCAGCGGCGUCGUCUGCACAGACAUUUCUGUAUGAUAACCCAAGUUCCCAUGGGCCGAUCAAACUCAAACUAUAUGCAGAUCUUUCUUACCAAAAGUGCUUGUUUGGGAUUAUUUUUCAGGCCCGAAGGUUGAAGGUCAAGGUCAGUGUUACUGUAAAUCAAAAAUCUGUUUCCGUGCAAUUAAUCUCAUAAUCACUAAACUUAACCCGCAGGCGACACAACCUAUCUUGAGUUGAAGGUCAAGGUCACUGUUACUAUGAUAAAAAAAAAAUUGUUUCCGUGCAAUAAAUCUCGUUAUCACCCAACUUGCUGCGCAAGCUGCACAUCCAUUUCCGUGGAAUUCUUGUUCAAUAUAUCUUGAGUUUCCUUCGUUGACUCCAUGAUCAACUUGGCCCCUCGACACCACAGACGUUUUGGUUCUACUGUAUAUAACUUUCAAACUGAUAACUAUGUUGAUUGAUUCAUCUCUAAAUGUGCUUCCAACGUUUGUGUCUUUGGUACACUCAUUACAUCGAGAACAAUAUAUAAUUAUAUAAUGAAGUAAACUCUACAAGAUUUGAUUGCCAAAUAUCGAUAGUCUAAAUAAAUAGAAAAUAUAUAAUGUAUGCGUGCUCCGUGUCUAUUAGGUCAAGGAGGACUUCCCUGUACCAUCUCAAACAAAUGUAACAGAAAUUAUAGCUUUAAAUCGUCCAUUUAUAAUUAAUAUUUUUUAUCCAAACAAAGCAAUUAAUUAAAACUGACAUAAACAAUUA
Molecule: messenger RNA, 2602 nt
Organism: Pecten maximus
Lineage: Eukaryota; Metazoa; Mollusca; Bivalvia; Pectinida; Pectinidae
Product: sodium-dependent glucose transporter 1-like
Exons: 4
Coding region: 165-881 (238 amino acids)
Source: RefSeq, a predicted model, not a curated record